GGAAAAAUAACUUUUUCUCAAGAAAACUUUACAUUUCAAAGGUUCUUGCAAGGUUCCACACAUUGAAAAUGGGCGAAUCAAGGGGAAAGUGGAGAGGCAGUUGAUACCAUCAGGUGCAACGGUUGAGCUCGUAUGUGAUGAUCGCCACGAAGCCAACAUGCGCACAUUGAUGCACUGCCACAAUGGAACAUGGAGCCAUGUGCCAACUUGCUCGCCAUCAGAGUCGAUUCAGAAUGAAUUUACAGUAAAUUGUCACGAAUGGCCGCCCAGAGUUGCGCAUGCUCAAGUAUUGUUCUCAAAAUCUUCUCAUGGCGCUAUCGCUAAGUAUGAAUGCAAUGCUGGAUAUUACCCGAACAAGGAACAGCAGACAAUCAAAUGUUUGUUUGGUCAGUGGACAAGAGAGGGAGGACCGCUCAAAUCAUGGUGCCACCACCCGUCUCGCACAUUUGGCACUUUGAUUGGCGGUCAAAUCCUACUUGAAGGGCAGAUGGGUGCUUACGAGUUUGCAAAAUACAUUCAAAAGGUUGAGGAAGGCAGAUCCAUCGUGUUUCAAUGUAACAAAGGCAACUAUCUCAUAGGACCUCCAAAAGCCUCGUGUGUUAAUGGUCAGUGGAUGCCAAAAGUAAAACCCAAAUGCGUAUCACAGACACAUCCAAUGAUUGAAGGACGAAUUAUGUGGGAUAGAAGAAAACGUGAGAUAGAAGGUCUUGACGUGAAUGUAAGUUGUCCACCAAUACAAAGCACUUUGGAGAAGAUAGUCGUCGUAAAUAAAGAUAUGGAUGUAACAAUCAUUUGCAGAGAGGGUUACGAAUUUCCGUCAGAAUUUAUGGACGGUCGAUCGGUAUGUAUCAAUGGAACGUGGGCUCCUACACCUCCGGAAUGUGUGCCAAGAAAUGGCGUACUCGAGUGUCAUCGUGGAAUCAUCACGAGAGCACUUGGCCAUUGCUACCCACAUGAAUGUUUGGUUCCAUCGCUAGCUGUAGGAACUAUAUACCCCGAAGGCCGCACGCUAGCCGAUGGCCAACAAGCAAUCCUCGUAUGCCCUGCGAAGAACAUCACUAUAAAUUGCAGCAGAGGAGUAAUCACUCCAACACCGAACUGUAUCGGGAAUGCUACAACAUUCUGCGCGGCACCUCGUGACACAACUCCAGCUCUCAUUUACAGCAUUCAAAAUGGACAAAGAAUAGAACUUGAUCGCUACCAAAGUGCAUAUCCAAAUGGAACAAUUUUCCAGUACAAGUGUGUUGAACAGCGCGAAGAAGCUAGUGGUAUCGAAUGUAUUAAUGGAGAAUGGAUCAGCAAUUUGUUACCUUGUAUCGAGAAUAAUACAACGUUACACAACUGGAGGAAUUCGCUUGAAGACAGCAUGUGCUCGUUGCCAACUUUGGACAAGGAGAUGCGUAUUCUAAACUUGGAGAACUUCAUACCUUCAGAGCAUCAUAAGUUUGCUCAUGGCACAGUGUUGCAGGUCGGAUGCAUCACAAGUGGAGAUACUGACGAAUAUAUGGAGAUGAAAUGUCGGCGAGGGAAAUGGAGUAGGAAAAACCGAAUCAACUGCAACAAUCAUUUACUUUCACACUAG
Messenger RNA from Strongylus vulgaris, 1582 nucleotides. The record is from the annotation of a GenBank genome assembly. NCBI's taxonomy places the organism in Eukaryota, Metazoa, Nematoda, Chromadorea, Rhabditida, Strongylidae.